GAAUUCAAUGUCCUAGGAAUCAUUCCCCUCUCCUGCUGCUUUGUGGUGACUGAGGAAUUCAUCCAGAGCCGAGGACGUAGGAAAAAUUGGCGUUUAACUCCAGGAGGUGCAAACCCUGCAGUCUGGGGCCCUCACCUGCCUUCCUUCAUCCUCCCCCUCCAACUCCUGUCUGAGCACUGCACCUGUUCUGACUUGUCGGCCAGGUGGAGGGGAUCCUCUAGCCUUACGCUGUUUUUUCAGCUGACCCUGGCUUCAGGGUAAUUAGGAACCCUGUCUAUUCAUUUGACUGGAUUACUGCUUUGCUUUGCAUCUUUUCUUUCCGUCUGUCUCUACAACCCACCUCCCUUCCCUCCCUGUGUAUCUCUACCCCCCUCCCACUCCAUCUCUUGUCUAGAGCAGUCUGAGGCUGGUUGACACUGUGGCUGUGUGGGUAUGUGUGGAGUUGCAGAGGUUUCCCUUCUCGAGUAAAAGUGUGGAUCACAAGGAAAGAGCACACAAGGGGGCCUAAGGGUGAAAUUGAACCUUCUGGCAAUUAAACUGGAGUGAGUGUUGAACGGUUGUACAAACUCCAAACCAAAGGAUUGUGCGAGUUGGAAGAGCAGCAGGUAUGAAGAGCCAGGCUGUGACUGCUUCUGCGGCUCUGCUGGCCCUGUGCUGCCUGCUGAUGAUCCCUAGAGGAGGAGAGAGCGCUGGGGGAAUAGUUUCUCUCCGGCAGGCUGGGGAUCAGCUGCGAGACGAGUCGCUGGAUGACCCAGAAAGAGAGCAAGGACUUGUAGCAGACUUACUCCCAGAGGAGGGUGGCAUCAAGACCAAGAGAGAAGCAGAAGCCAACCAGGCAGAUAUUUUAGGCCGGGUGAGGAGGGCACCUGAUGAAGACAAGAAGAAAAAGAAGGACAAGAAGAAGAACAAAGAGCCAAAAAACCCCAAAGCCACCAAAAAGCCAAAAACCGACAAGAAGGGAAAGAAGAAGGACAAGAAGACAACAACCACAACUUUGCCCCCGACCACAACAACGAUCCCAACGGAGCCACCCUCCGAACCAUAUACAGAUUACCCCUAUCCCGAUGCCGAAACUGAUUACUGGAACCCAGAAGAUGACUACUGGGGUCCUGAGCCCACACCCUCCAGGCCAAAGCCUGAGGCUCCGAUCACAGAUCCCCCAUACGACUACUGGAAGCCAGACGCCCCCGUAACAGAUGCCUAUGAAGACUACUUUAAACCAGAUGAGGAAGACCCAGCUGCUCCUGUAACAUAUGCCUACGAUGACUAUUGGAAACCAGCAGAGAAAGAAGUGCCCACUUCAGUGCCUGCCAUCUACGAUGAUUACAUGAAACCGGACGAGACAGACCUCUACACCUCUGUGACCGAUAACUAUGACAGCUACUGGCAAGAAGUAAACCCAACGCCUGCUGCCCCUGAUACAAAGCCUGGAACAGAUGACAGCGAUUACUGGGAUGCCACAUAUGAGGUGCAACCGUCACCUGAUGGUAAAGAGGUCAGCCCAGAAAUUAAGGUGGAAAUCCUGCCAGAAGAGCCCACCGCCACCGCGCCCUAUGAGGGGACCUGGUAUGAUGAUUACGACGAGUACGGGAUGAAGAGAAAAGAAGACGAGACCGAUGAAAAGUGGAUGGAAAAAGAGCGAGAAAGAGCAGCCAAAGAGAGGGAGAGGGAAGAAAGAGAGAGAGCGCAGAAGCUAAAGGAGGCAGAGGAGAGAGCCAGGAACAGGCCGCGUGUCUUCAAAGAGCCAAAGAAGUGUCCUCCCCUGGGGAUGGAGUCUCACAAGGUCGAGCCAGAUCAGCUUUCAGCCUCUUCUAUGUCUCAGUAUCACUUUGCACCUCAGAGGGCGCGCCUAAACAUGCAGGGCUCUGAUGAUGAGGAAAACAUAAGAGGUGGAGCGUGGUGUGCAAAUUCAGAGGAUGCUAUCCACUGGUUUGAGAUAGAUGCUCGCAGGGUGACAGAGUUCACCGGAGUCAUUACUCAGGGAAGGGACUCCUUAAAUGACAAUGACUACGUGACGUCCUACUUCCUGGCUUUCAGCAAUGACAGCAGAGAGUGGACUACCAUUCACGAUGGAUACGCCGACUGGUUGUUUUUUGGAAAUAAUGAUAAGGACACCCCAGUGAUGAACCAGCUUGCGGUGCCCGUGGUGGCCCGCUACAUGCGAAUUAUCCCGCAGAGCUGGAACGGCUCUCUUUGUAUGAGGCUGGAGGUCCUAGGCUGCCCCCUGCCUGAUCCAGUUAAUGUUCUGUACAGGCAAAAUGAGGUGACUCCCGUGGACUACUUGCAGUUCAAACACCACAGCUACUCGGAGAUGGUUGAUCUUAUGAAGUCAGUGAAUGAGGAGUGCCCUAACAUCACCACCAUCUACAGCCUGGGCCGCAGCUCCAAGGGACGGGAAAUUGUUGCCAUGAUAAUCUCUGGCAACCCCACAGAGCACGAAAUAGGUGAGCCAGAGAUCCGCUUCACGGCAGGUCUCCAUGGAAAUGAGGCAGUGGGUCGGGAGAUGAUCCUGCUUCUCAUGCAGUACCUGUGCAAAGAGUAUAAAGACAGAAACCCCAGAGCCCAGCGCCUGGUGGAGGGAAUACGCAUCCACCUGGUUCCUUCGCUCAACCCUGACGGACAGGAGGAAGCUUUUGAAGCGGGAUCAGAGCUGAGCAGUUGGACCACUGGUCACUUCACCAAUGAGGGCUUUGACAUCUUCCAGAACUUCCCUGAUCUGAAUAGUAUCCUGUGGGAUGCUGAGGAUAAGGGCAUGGUGCCUAAACUCACCCCCAACCAUCAUGUGCCUAUACCAGAGCACUUUGAAGCUAAUAGUUCGAUUGCUGUGGAAACCAGGGCCAUAAUCUCCUGGAUGAAAAGCUAUCCAUUUGUGUUGGGUGCAAACUUCCAGGGUGGGGAGAGAAUUGUGGCCUAUCCUUAUGACAGCUUACGUCUCAAAAAGCCUGCUGAGAGCCAGAAACCUCAGAGCCGCAAGAAGAGACAGUAUGAGGAUGAAGGUUUUGAUGUAUCUGAGUGGGAAAGGGGCUACCAUGAGGAGCCAGUGGAAGACUGGAGAAGCAGAGGGUAUGCAGAGCCAGAAGAGGAGUGGCGGGGCCAUGGAUAUGACCAUGGUCACGACACAGGCUAUGACCAUGGUCGCGACCCUGGGUACGACCAUGGUCGCGACCCUGGGUACGACCAUGGUCGCGACACAGGCUAUGACCAUGGUCGCGACACAGGCUAUGACCAUGGUCGCGACCCUGGGUACGACCAUGGCUAUGACCCUGGGUACGACCAUGGCUACAAUCACGCGUACAACCAGGGUUAUGGGCACAGGGAGGAAGAAGACGAUGACAGAGGAAGAAGUGCAGGCUACCAUUAUGCUGAAUCUGAAGAUGAGCCCCGCGUGACUGCAGACGAAUCCCUCUUCAGGUGGCUAGCUAUCUCCUAUGCCUCCACACACCUGACCAUGACACACAGCCAUCACGGAUCUUGCCAAGGAGACACACCAGGAGGGGGUCUUGGAAUUGUCAACCGGGCCAAAUGGAAGCCAGUAACAGGCAGUAUGAAUGACUUCAGCUACCUGCACACCAACUGUUUGGAGCUGUCCAUUUUCCUCGGCUGUGAUAAGUUCCCUCAUCAGAGCGAGCUGGCGUAUGAGUGGGAGAAAAACAGAGAAGCAAUGCUCAUCUUCAUGGAGCAGGUGCAUCGCGGCAUUAGAGGGAUUGUGAAAGAUCAGCAGGGGAACCCUAUUGCAAAUGCUACUGUAUCUAUCGAGGGGAUAAAUCACGACGUGACCACAGCACCAACGGGGGAUUAUUGGCGUCUGCUUAACCCCGGGGAGUACCGCGUGACGGCUCGAGCUGAGGGCUUCUCCUCGUUGACGAAACUCUGUGUGGUGGGCUAUGAGUCGGGCGCGACUGCCUGCAGCUUCAACCUGGCCAAGUCCAACUGGGACCGCAUUAAACAGAUUAUGGCCCUCCACGGCAACAAGCCAAUUCGAAUUGCCUACAGCAAUAGCAGAGUACAGUACACCACAGUCAACAAUGGCCAAAGGAGUGUGAUCGGUACCAGUAAUGGUUCUUCCACAAAUUCUCGACUCAGUCCUGAGCAGCGACGGAAGCGCAAGAUCGCUCUCAUCCGUCGUCUUCGCCAGAAGAAAUUAAUGAAGGCCAUGUCGAUGAGAACGACGUUACCCCCUACAACAACCACAAUUCCCACAACAACAGAGGCCACCACAUCCUGGUAUGAAUCUUGGGUCUGGGGAGAGGGACAGUCCUCAACUCCUGGCGGCUUCACAGACUCCAUCAUGGACUAUGACUACAAGAUCAGUGACUAUUAAAGAAAACACAAGUUGCUUGUUUCAAGUAAACCACCGUCCUCUCUUAACUGUAGUUCACGUUGCCGUGUUGUACUUAGAGCUGGCUGAAGAAUCAAAUUAGGGCUCUCGUCUUUGUACGACGUAAGCAAUGGGAAUGUACAGAAUAUCAGCUAUAUUAAAAUAGUACAUCUGUUAAUCAACAUUUGAAAUAGGUCACUUCACAGAAAUGGAACCAUUUUAUAGAUUUUUUUUCCAAAGAUCACACUUCAUUAUUCUCUGACUCGUUCAAUCACUUCUACGAAUGCUUCGUGAAAAGAAGUUUAUUGUGGAUGCACAUAAGAAAAACAGUUAUUUACACGAUCUUCACAUAUGGCAGAAAUAUUUUUAGUGUGAACAUUCAGUAAAUGUGGGAGAAGUUGGUAACAGAUGAAGGAGUACAGAGGUUUUUAUCAUGUUUUCUCAGACACAGAUGGGUUAGAAGAGUUAUUUUUCAAAUAAAGGCUUCUUAUUAAACCA
Molecule: messenger RNA, 4816 nt
Organism: Neolamprologus brichardi
Lineage: Eukaryota; Metazoa; Chordata; Actinopteri; Cichliformes; Cichlidae
Gene: aebp1b
Product: AE binding protein 1b
Biological process (GO): peptide metabolic process; regulation of DNA-templated transcription; protein processing
Molecular function (GO): RNA polymerase II transcription regulatory region sequence-specific DNA binding; metallocarboxypeptidase activity; DNA-binding transcription repressor activity, RNA polymerase II-specific
Source: RefSeq, a predicted model, not a curated record